Sphenostylis stenocarpa is the source of this 1269-nucleotide messenger RNA. Lineage: Eukaryota; Viridiplantae; Streptophyta; Magnoliopsida; Fabales; Fabaceae. The record is from the annotation of a GenBank genome assembly.
AUGGGCAACGCUCAAUCACCUUCCAACGUUGAUCCUCGAUAUGUUUCAGCAACUAGAGCUUUUACUCAAAAGGAACUUAAAGACUUGAGGUCUCUGUUCAAUCAUCUGGCAGCUCAAUCCCAGACUAACGCCAAAUGCAUCUCUCCGUCCGUUUUUCAGUCAUAUUUUGGACUUCAUGGCCCUCUUGGGGAGAGGAUGUUUGAUUUAGUUACUCAAGAGCGCAAGGAUCAAAGGUUAACCCUUGAAGACCUCGUUGUUGCUAAAGCUACAUAUGAGAAAGGGACAAAAGAUGAAAUUGAAGAGUUCAUCUUUCGCUUAUUAGAUGUAUCUGGAGAUAAUUUUGUAGGGAGGUCUGAUUUGGAAACUGUUAUGAUUGCCAUUUUUAAUGAUAUAUUAUGCAUGAAAGAUUCUGAGGAUAGAUCAAGCUCACACGAGGAUUUUGUUAACAAUUUUCUGAAUGCUGCAAAAUUCUCCAUGCAUAAUGGAGAGGGCACUGAGGAGACUAUGUCUUUUGAAGAUUUCAGAAACUGGUGUACUCAUCUUCCAUCUGUGAGGAAGCUUCUUGGAAGCCUACUUUUGUCACCUGGUUCAGGACGACCUGGUUCUCAGAUUCCUAAAAUAUUGACUUCAAAGGCUAUUGAUUCUAACAUUAUACUUUUAAGAAAGGAAUAUGCUUGGCACAUUGGAGGCGCACUUUCUCAGCAAGACCUGGAAGAUUGGAAUCUUUUGUAUCAUAGUUCUGUUAAUGGUCUUAGUUUUAAUACAUUCUUGGGCAACAUUUCAAAUCAUGCAGGCCCAACUGUGUUAAUUAUUAAGGACAAAGAAGGUUAUAUAUAUGGAGGGUAUGCUUCUCAACCAUGGGAGCGACAUGCUGAUUUCUACGGAGACAUGAAAUGUUUCCUUUUUCAACUAAAUCCAGUGACUUCUAUAUUCAGGCCGACUGGAGCAAACAAUAAUCUACAAUGGUGUGCUAUCAACUUCAGUUCAGAGGACAUUCCAAAUGGCAUUGGUUUUGGGGGACGAGUCAAUCACUUUGGUUUAUUUCUAUCAGCAAACUUUGAUCAAGGACAUACAUUUUCAUGUACCACGUUUGGUAGCCCUUGCCUCUCCAAGUCUAACCGUAUAUUGCCAGAAGUAAUAGAAUGCUGGGGAGUGACUCAAGUUGCAACACAAGACAAGAAUGAUGCAGUCAAGGGCACUGUGCUGGAGAGGUUCAAGGAAGAUCGCAAUAUGCUUAAAAUGGUAGGGCUAGCAAAUUCCAGCGAGUAG